Messenger RNA from Hansenula anomala, 621 nucleotides. It is a transcript of the gene OXR1, whose product is annotated as Oxr1p. The transcript has a single exon. Gene Ontology annotation, cellular component: nucleus. The record is from RefSeq and is a predicted model, not a curated record. Gene Ontology annotation, biological process: response to oxidative stress. NCBI's taxonomy places the organism in Eukaryota, Fungi, Ascomycota, Saccharomycetes, Phaffomycetales, Wickerhamomycetaceae. The coding region runs from base 1 to 621 and encodes 206 amino acids.
AUGUUAAAUCUUGAUACACCACCUCUUACCCCAUUAGAGCUUACGGGAUAUUCUAGCUCAACAAGAAAUAGAUUACUGACACCAGAAUUGGGUGAAGAAAUACGGAAUUUAUUACCAGCUAGAUUACAAAUAGAAUCAAAAUGGAAACUACUAUACAGCUUAGAACAGCAUGGUGCGUCAUUGAAGACGUUAUAUAAUAAUACUAAAAAUGGGAGUACAAGUUCCAAUACAGGGUAUGAUAAAUCGGGGUAUUUAUUGGUUAUAAAGGAUGACCUUCAUGAUGUUUUUGGAGGUUAUGUUAAUGAAUAUUUCCAUCCCACUGAUUCAAAAAGAUAUUCUGGUAACGGUGAAUGUUUCCUAUGGAAGUCUAGAAAAGUUAAGGAUGAUGAAGGUACCCACAUUCAGUUUCAAGCAUUCCCAUACACCGGGGAGAAUGAUUAUUUGAUUUAUGGAACAAGUGAGUUUCUAUCAAUAGGAGGAGGUGAAGGACGCUAUGGGCUCUGGAUAGAUCAGAAUUUGUUAAAAGGGAACUCACACCAUACUAAAACUUUUGGAAAUGAGCAAUUGAGUAGGAAAGGUGAAAAGUUUGAGGUGUUGGGAGUUGAAGUAUGGAGAGUCUGA